Messenger RNA from Kwoniella botswanensis, 354 nucleotides. RefSeq lists its product as uncharacterized. The coding region runs from base 1 to 354 and encodes 117 amino acids. The transcript has 2 exons. Lineage: Eukaryota; Fungi; Basidiomycota; Tremellomycetes; Tremellales; Cryptococcaceae. The record is from RefSeq and is a predicted model, not a curated record.
AUGGCACCUCGCAACACCUCACCACCCACAUAUGAAGAAUCGCUAUACGUCGCUUCUACCAGUCGUCGUCCGCUGUCCAGGAAGAAAAAAGUCAGUCAGGGGAUUGGAGGUGAUGUAGUGGGAAGUAUGAAAAGGGGACUGUCUAUCAAUGAUAGCCAGAGUAAGAGAAAAGAGGGGAGACUGAAAUUACUUUUGAGUAUAGCAGGUGUAUUGUUUCUCGUUCUCACGACGAUAUGGAUUGUAAGAUUGAAUAAGAGGAUAAAUGACAAAGGAGGAUGGACGAAUCUCUAUCAAGUGAUCUCUCAUCGUAUAUCUUCUUCAUCCAUGCCAAUCGCACAGGACAGGGAACUAUAG